Molecule: messenger RNA, 1947 nt
Organism: Diabrotica virgifera virgifera (western corn rootworm)
Lineage: Eukaryota; Metazoa; Arthropoda; Insecta; Coleoptera; Chrysomelidae
Product: double-stranded RNA-binding protein Staufen homolog 2-like
Exons: 8
Coding region: 180-1859 (559 amino acids)
Source: RefSeq, a predicted model, not a curated record
ACAGCCCCUCCUAAUAUUUUAAAAAAAUAUUGGUUGGCCUCACUGUAACAUAAAGUUCGUGUGAAAAGUACCGAGUACGAGAAAGAGCAAAGAGCUGAUAACCUAUCGAAUAUGUAUUAACAAUUUUCUUUUAUUAUUUUAACUAGUUUAUUAGGUUCUGUUCUAUUCACUUCAGUAUAAUGAAGAAUCAGCUGGUCUUUUUUCUUCACAUAAUUUUUAUUACGACAGUUACCUCAAAGACACACUCUGUUAAAGAUUUAAAAAACGUAUUUAAAGAUGAGCUCUGCAUAGAAGGUAAUAUUAAUAGUAUAUAUUCCAAAAAGACGGACACUGUGGUUGUGAAGAGUACAAAAACUGAAGGUCUUCUCAACCUUACUUCUGUAGGAACAGUACAGGAGUCUGAAAAGCCAGUAUUAUCCAGACUGAAUGAACUAGUUGGCUUCAAUCAAAUUGACUAUUAUUUCAAACUUGAAAAUGAAGAGGGUCCUCCACAUAAUAGGUUGUUUACAGUAGAACUAACCUUAGGCAAAGAAAAAUAUAUAGGAAAAGGAAAAAGUCUUAAAAAAGCCAAACAAGAGGCUGCCACAAAAGCUUUAGAAAAAACUGAAUAUGAUUUUCCCGAAAUAAAAAACAAUAGCCCUGAGGAUAUAGAGGAACUCACUCCCACUGUUCUUCUAAAUAAUAUAGCCUCUAAAUUGGGUGUUGGAGUUACAUAUUAUCUUCUAGAUAAAAAUAAAGAGGAAAUACUCCAUUCCAACAUCAUUAUGACUGACAAAAAGAAAUCAUAUUUGCAAAGACUGAAUGCGUCUAUUUACAAUGACAAAAAAUUAAGAAAAAAGAAAGAGAUAGAGUCAACCAAGGGUCCAUUUAGGCUGAAAUUGAAAUUUGCUGAUUAUACAUUCUUUACAACUUCACAUUCAAUACAGGGAGGAAGACAUGAAGUUGCUGUACAGGCUCUGGAAUACUUGGUUAAAAACAAAGACAGUCUAGAUAUCGCUUGUUUGCAGGAAGGAUCUGAAGCUGAAUGCAAGCAGAAUAAAGAUUACCUGAAGUCACCUAUCUCCAAAGUGUAUGAAGAAGCCGAAAAAAGGAAAAUGAGUAUAGAAUGUGAAGUCAUAAAAGAAUCUGGAAUGUCUCACAAGAAAAAAUUUAAGACUGAAUGUAGAUUGGGUGAUAUUAUAACAGAAGGUGAAGGUUUUUCUAAAAAAGAAUCAAAAAGAGAUGCUGCUAUCAAUAUGUUGGCAAAAAUAGCUGAAUUGGAGCCUCUUCCAAUAGAGGAAGAAGCUAGAAAUUUUAUAAAAAAUGACAAGAAACAAAAGAAUAGGAAGAAAAAUAAAAAGAACAAGCUGAUCAAGACUAAGUUUGAUGAGAUUGGGAUGAUGCUUGACAAAGUGGGAGAAUCUAUUAAAACAAUGACUACAAAUAUUUUUGGAGAGGAAGAUCAGCCUACUGAUUCAAAUGAUUCAAGUGGAUAUGAUGCAAAACCUAAGGAAGUAAAAUCGAACAAGAAAAGUCAUAAACAACAGCCAAGAACUAAACAAUCAUCAUUUCAAGAUGAACUGUUAGAAUUAAGCAACAUAUUAGGUUUUGGAAUAUCUUAUAUAGAUAUUUCUGAAAAAGAUAAACAUGCAUCUCUACUAUCUCUUUAUACCAAUCCAGAAUAUAUUUGUUUUGGUGAAGGCAAAACUGAGUCUGAUGCUAGAAAUAGUGCUGCUGAUAACGGCUUAGAUUUGCUGGAGAAAAUUGGUAUUUAUGAUUUAUUUCAAGAACAGAAGGAAACCAAUUUGGAGAGGGAAACCAAAGAAGGAGUAAGAAUUGCCAUGAAGCACAUAGUUUCAGAAAAGAAAGAGGAAUUGUGAUAAACUGCCCAGUAAUUUUGUUUAGUAUGUUUAUCUUUUUUUGAAGUUUAAAUUAUAUAUUUGUUAUUAAUAAAUAUUUUAAAUUAUA